AUGUCGGAUGAUACACAUAACGAAAUGAAAAGUGAAGCUCAUGCUCAUUCGGCCACCUCCGUAUCGCAGGAGGCCAAAGAUAGCAGUAGCUUGAACGGUGACAAGGCGACCGUAAGUACGCCAAAUGACAAACUCAAAGACCGUAAAGUGGGAAGCUCGCCUUCAAAGAAUACAAAGAAUUUGGAAAUAGCAACACGAGGUCAUCACGUACUUGACCAGCCCACAGGCGAGAACCCACCACCAAAUAAAGCCAAGAAAGCAGCUGGUGAUGGAAAAGUCCAUGAGACAGGCGCAAUGUCAACUGAAGCACGCUCGUCACAGAUAUCUUCGGCAAGUGGGCCUCACAGGAUAGGAUCGAGCCAGAGCACACUAUCAAGUGGAAGCACAACUCCAUCGAGGCCGUCUCAUGCAUUACAACCAAACUCACAACUCAGCCGAAGUACCAUCAACAACAUUAACAAGACUUUGAAGGCUAAGCAAAAGAUUAUACAUGCAACGGAGCCACACCUGAAAAGCACUACACUCAACUCAAACAAGGGAGUCAAAUCUCCACAGUCAUCGGUGUUUCCAACAAUUUCGCCUGGGCCAAGUAAGAUUGACUUGGAGCUGUCGACACAAUCGAUUCCCACUUUAAUGAAGAAUAAUGGCAUCACUUCCCCCACAUUGAAUCACAAACCUGGGACUAAAUCAACAAAUGAUGAGAAUGCCAAGCACGAAUUGGCUCGACUACCUCAGCCAUCGCUAAUGUCUCUCCCCCAGUCACACGCAGAGGGCCAGUCAAGACAACAGUCCCAACCGGUACUAUCGUCAGCUAACUUUACAUUGCAUCCCAACGUAUCCAAUUUAAACACUUCUUCGUCAGCAAACUUGAACGAAAGGGACUCAGCAAAUAAGCAAGCAAAGCAGAAGAAGAUAGCUAAGCAGAGCUCCACCAAGACUGAUUUUUUUGCCGCAAAACUUGCAAGUGCAGUGGAUGACGUCGAGAGCAGUGAUAGUGACGAAACUUUUGUUUACGAAAACAAUGACGACACGUUUGACACCACUAAUAAUGCAAAUCAGUUGAACCCCGCAGAUGGGGUUAGUACCAAUGGGAGUGUGAGUGGAGGCUACGCGUCUCAUCCUGGUGCGAAACGACCCCCUUCUGUUUUAGAAGCUGACCAACUCAACGAUUCAAAACCUCACAGGUUGAUGUCAAGCAAGGCUCCAUCCAUUGCAAAUUCCAUGAAUAGUCAAGUGCAUUUGGAUGGCCAUGGGCUUAGAAGACCAGUACAGGGGCGUGCCCUCUCUGGUACUUCCAUCGGUGAAAAUGCUCCUCGGAGCCCGCUACAUGAGGGUGCAGCCUCAGAUAGAGGCUCAGUUCAAGAAAUGGGACUUUCGCAUGGGGACAGGAACAAUAGGACUGUGAGUGUUUCUCACUCAGCAAAUGAGGAUGAUACAUAUUCUUUUCAAGAUAGUGAAGGGGAAGUUGGGAGGGGCGCUUCCACUGAGGAUGACGGCCUAGACAAAACUCAUGCCAUUCAGGGAAAUUCAUCAGUAAAUCAACUACUAUCACAGCCAUAUCUCCAGAACUUACAAGCUCCGGGUGACCCAUCAACGACACCAUCUAUAUCUAGCAAGAAUGUCACCAAAAAGGAACCAAAGUCGUCUACAAACUCCUCGAAAUUGAGGUCCACAACUUCGAAACUAUUUGAUAAAAAGGGGUCGCAGCCCAGAAGGUACAGCACUAUACCGGAUGAUAUCGAUAUUGAGGAUUUUGACGACGAGCUAAUUUAUUACGACAAUAGUGUCAAAUUCCCUCACCCUAACGAGUCGUCAUCAUUGCUCAACUCGAGCCAGAGAAUUCCGCACUAUCGAUCGAUGAAUUUGAAUUUUCCAAGAACUAAAGGCCAAAGCAAAAGGUUUUUGUCUACUGGGCAGCCGUUGAGCCCCAAGGAUCAAACCACAAACAAAGAAGGAGCACACAUUUUUCCUUUCCCUUAUAAUGAGCAGCAGCACCAAGACUAUUACUACGACAUCGAUGAAUUCGAUCACAAGCAAAGGUAUAGUCCUAAUUUCGAUCUCCCAGAGUUACCUAUGCAUAAAAAGGCUUCACGAAACUUCAGUCCAGUUAGUUACCCGUACAACAAUGGAGCACACAACCCACUUUUUAUAAAUAGAGAACCAGAGAAACGAUCCAAUUGUGUGCGGUCAUUCAUAUACACUCUUGUUUGUAUAUUAGUGGUGCUUACUUUUGGAUUCAUUUUGGGAUUCGUGAUGGCAACCACAAAAGAUUUGACUGCAGUUAGCAUCAAUUCCAUUGAAAACCCAAUUGUUAGCAAAGAUGAACUAGUUUUCAAUAUUGUGGUGGAGGCAUUCAACCCGGGUUGGUUUUCGGUGGAGAUUGGCGAUGUUGAGUUAGAUUUGUUUGCACGAAGCGGGUAUCUCCCCGACGAAGGGGGUGUUGAUGUUCAAGAGAGUGACUCAAAAGUUGAAACAGUGAAAUUGGGUACCAUCCACUUUUUGGAAUCUACCAUGACUUUCAACGGUGGGUUUUUCUCUAGAGAGUCUACUGUUCAGAAAGCAGAGGUUAAGUUACUACAUCCCGGAAAGGAUGUGACGGAGGAAGGUUUUCGCGAUGACGGCGGAGACGAGCUGGACAACACAAAGAAGUGGGAAAUUAUAAGUGAAAAUCCGUUUGACUUAAUUAUAACUGGAGUGUUGAAGUAUGAUCUUCCCUUGGUUUCAAAUACGAAGUCAGUUGUUGUUAGAAAAACCGGUUACAUUGAUCCUACACUAUUCAUAUAG
Messenger RNA from Lodderomyces theae, 2784 nucleotides. RefSeq names its product Vac7p (gene VAC7). Gene Ontology annotation, cellular component: fungal-type vacuole membrane; PAS complex. The transcript has a single exon. Lineage: Eukaryota; Fungi; Ascomycota; Pichiomycetes; Serinales; Debaryomycetaceae. The coding region runs from base 1 to 2784 and encodes 927 amino acids. Gene Ontology annotation, biological process: protein localization to vacuolar membrane; positive regulation of phosphatidylinositol biosynthetic process; vacuole inheritance. The record is from RefSeq and is a predicted model, not a curated record.